AUGAUCAACCUCUACCAAUUCGUCCGCUGGACCGGGAUCACGGUGUUCGAGCUGUGGCUGCACAUUACGGGUUUUGCCCUGUUUACGCUGUUAUUGACCCUAAAAAUCUACAACGUCAUCGACAGAUCCUAUUGGUUCCUUUUUGCGCCGAUUUUUGGAGCCUCGAUCUUGGAUGCCUACUUCCUGUUUAUUGUUUUUGUGCGAACCGUGUUACAGUAUAGGGAUAAUAAAGUGGCUCCAGUGAGAUGGACGAUCCGCACAAUCAGCCGCAACUUUUUCAACUGGUUCCGGUUGGCGUUGAUCUUGUUGUUUGAGGUCUGGCUGUGCCACAAAAUCGACGGCGAGCUGAACCCGACGCAAAUCUCCGUCCAUAACAGCUACGGCACCGUCUUCUCGCCAAUCACGAUUCUCAUGCGGGCGCUAUUUGAACGGAUCCACCUCUCCGCCGGCUAUAUCCGCACUUUUUCUGAAAACGAGAUCUUGUACCCUGUCGUGUUUCGCACCCGGGAUGAAAAGCCGGGGCGCGGGAUCGGGUUAAUCGCGUUCUCACUCGCUCGAUGUCCCACCCAGCGUCCCGAGGAGCUGCGCGGAAAAAUGCCUCGAAUUUACGUCUACCUUUUUGUGCCCUUUAUCGCCCUUGUUGCCCCGGAUUGUGUGACGAAUCGACACGAGAAGACGUGGUGCGGCUGCGGAUAUGGCAGAACGGCGGUUGGGCCUUGCGUCGGCGGUGACUGCCCCGAUGGCUACAUGUGUAUUUGCGACUAUUGUUGUCAGGGGUGCAUGGACGAUUGCUACGAUUGCGCCUUGUAUCAGCAGUACUGUGACAACACGAAUUACUGUGAUUUGAGACAAAAAUGCAAGCGAACAUGUGGGAUCUGCCAGGACGCCGACGCGAAUGCGGGAAAA
Mesorhabditis spiculigera is the source of this 906-nucleotide messenger RNA. Lineage: Eukaryota; Metazoa; Nematoda; Chromadorea; Rhabditida; Rhabditidae. The record is from the annotation of a GenBank genome assembly.